AUGCCGGAGGAUGUUCUGCCUGCACGCAAUUGCGCCAAUUGUGUCGAUGCUGGGGUUGCAUGUCAACGCCUUCGCCCCGGCCGGGCAUCGAAGCAGAAAUUCUCACCAAGAUUACCGGAAGAGGGUGUAUUUCGAUUAGAGGGAGCGACAUCAAGUUUACAGAGAAUGUCAAGGGGAGAGUCCCUGGAUUUGCAGGAAACCAUCGCCCCAGGCGAAUCUGCUCGUGAACUGUUCGAUAUUGAAGUUCCACAGACACCUCCGGCGGAAAUACUGUAUAUGCUUCUUCCAGAGCCUGUUAUGGGCGAUGGACUUCAUCAUAUUAGAUGGCCCGACCAUAUAUCCGACAGGGCUUUUGAAAGAAUGAUGACGAGUCUUCUCGAUGGCGACUGCAGGGGACAGCUUUUCUAUCAAUAUAGUAUCUGUGUCUAUGUGAAAGCGAUGUUUCACCUAUAUCAAUUGGCGAGGCGAUCGACGAACCCAUCGGUAAAGAAGCAGCUUCAGAAGUCGAAACGAACGUACGAGGCUGCUGCGCUUCAAGCACUCAAGCAUCUCAAUCUUAUGUCGGCGCCCAGCUUGUCGCUAAUCCAGGCUCUCAUAUCAGCUGCUUUGCUAAUGCAACACACCACCAACAUAAGCCAAUGCUGGCUACUAAACUCGUAUGCGGCUCGCCAGAUCAUCUCUCUGAACUAUCAUAAGCCCUGUUAUCCGCCCUCUCUAUCAGGCUGUAACGAUGAGAUUCAAAGUGCCGUAUACUGGUGCUUUUAUCUCGACCGAACCACGAGUGCCCUUCUAAUACGACAUCCCUCGUUACCAGAAGUGCAUGCGCCUCCUACAGACUUCAUUGCCACUAAUAUGUCAUCACCCUAUAAUCGGCUAUUAUUCGUACUUCUAGAUCUAGCAAAAGUUCAAGAUACAUUGUUGGACGUAACACUGAACGAGGGCGACAAAUCCAGGUCUCGGAUCUUCGAGAUCUUUCAAGGCGUUCAAGAGCGCAUGGAUAGAGUUUAUUCAAGUUUACAAGAAAGUCGAAACGCUAUCUCAGGUCCAGCAUUAUAUGACUGGGUAGCGGCUGACUUUAGCUAUUACGCAAUUUAUGUUGAUAUGCUUCGAACACGGCUCGGCUACGACAGCAGUCCAGCAACUCACUCCGACUGCUUAGUGUACUCGAGAAGAGCGCUCAGAGCAUUUCAAUACCUCCAAGAACAUGCCGAUAAUAUGCCAGGAUUUAAUGACCCCGAGCCCUCUUUUCUGACAUGGACUAUCGCCUUAUACCCGGUAGCCCCCUUCUUCGUUGUCUUUUGUAACAUUAUCGCCACUUCGGAUGUGACCGACUAUCGAUUAGUACAACAAAUAAUCAAGGGGCUGUCCCAAUUUAAAGCUACUCCGUACUUAGCGCGACUGUUAAGUCUGUUGACAUCUCUCUUACGUCUUUGUGAUCCCUUGGUUCAAAACAUGAAUUCCCCCAGCCGGCAAUCGCAUAUCGCGAGAGAAGAUCACUCAUCUACACAUGCAGCGCACAACCAUGUACCGAACCACACAGCAAAUGCCCCCGUCUUUGAAACUGAGCUUGCGGAAGGUUUAGCACCAGAGUUAUCUUCGGCCGCGUACGCCACGUAUAUGAGCGCAGAUAUCUCGGACCAUGGAUUGGGAGACGCAUCCUACCCAAUGGCAGACGAUCUCAUGUGGCAGUUGGUCAAUAGUCAAUUUCCCUACAGUUGGCUUGAGGCGGAUGCUAUUUUUGAUAUUUUUUGAUAAGGGUUUUGUGGCUCCUGUUCGCUUCGUCGGAAAUACGGCAUAAUCCCAGAUGUGCCCUUAGGGCAUGUUGUGUAGGAC
Aspergillus pseudotamarii is the source of this 1833-nucleotide messenger RNA. RefSeq names its product fungal specific transcription factor domain-containing protein. Gene Ontology annotation, molecular function: zinc ion binding; DNA binding. NCBI's taxonomy places the organism in Eukaryota, Fungi, Ascomycota, Eurotiomycetes, Eurotiales, Aspergillaceae. The transcript has 8 exons. Gene Ontology annotation, biological process: DNA-templated transcription. Bases 1 to 1752 code for a protein of 583 amino acids. The record is from RefSeq and is a predicted model, not a curated record.